AUGGCGUCAGAGGAUGAAAUAAAAGUUAACGAUGGAAAUGAAACAAAUGAAACAGACAACAAAGAUGCAGAAGAAAUUCUGUUGCCAACUUCGAAAAGGUCCAGAGGAAUAACUAAGGACCCGAAUUUCGCUGUUGUUUGUUCGUUUAUAAAGAUAUUUGGGCCAUUGUUGCACUUUAAAGAACUUUCUAUUGAAACAUUGCAACAGUUCUUUGAUAGUCCGACACAAGAUAAUCAGGAAGAUAUUCAGGCUCUUUUUAUAAAAUUAUUAAGAAGAGCUGGAUGGAGAGUAGUCCCUGAAAAGUGGGAAAAAGGCCUACUCAAGUUUGUUAAAGAAUUUCAUGAAACGAUUGCCUGGGACUUGGAGCAGUUUGGGUUCAGAGAACUUUCUGGUGAAGCUAAAUUGGCAAUACUAAAAGAUUUAUUGGAGUCUCAGUUUGAUAAUAAUGAUAAAUUCAAGAGUGCAGUAAACUGUGAGCUAAGUCAAGUUGAUCUGAGACCUCAGCCAGUGGGCAGUGACAUUGAUGGCCUAAUUUAUUGGUUUCAUGAGGAUGAACUCCUACAAAUAAGAUUAUAUUCAACUGAGGAAGAUGAACUGGAUUGUGAAGCAUGGAAGGUCCUGGCAUGUGAAGUGGAAGAGAUCGUGAAUGUUGUGGAAUUUCUUGAAAAAAAAGCAGAAAACAACCCUAAAGACGUUGCCCAAGAAAAGAAAAAUGAAAGACGUGCCCAACGUGCUUCUCAAGUUACAAAAGCAAAGAAAAAGAAAGGUAGAAAGUCGAAAAAACAAGCAGAAAGCAAUGAAUCAGCAGCAAGCGAUGAGAGUGAUAUAGAUGAUGACAAUCCUUGUGCAAGAUGUUAUUCCAGUGUUCAUCCAGAGAUGAUCUUGCUUUGCGACAAAUGUGACGCUGCUUAUCAUACAGCAUGUUUGAGACCUCCAAUCAUGAGCAUACCAGCUGGUGAUUGGUUUUGUCCAUUUUGUAACACGCUGUUGUUGAUUGAGACACUUAAGAAGAUCUACUCCAGGAUAUCCACUCGUAUAAAAGCUCGCAGCAGAGCAGCUAACAGAAAAAACCCAUGUGGCAUAAAUCUGUCCAACAUUCGACAGUCGGGAAGAGUGAGAAAAACGGUCGACUACACAUUCUCCGAAUUUGAUCAGGAAAUCAUGGAGGCCGUAGAUAGAGAUGGGAAAAAGAAACAAGAUGUAGCAAGCUCAGUUGUUGCUAUACGUGGCAGCAGACAAUCAAAACGACGUCGAAUGCUUUACAACGACAGCGAUUCCGAUUCUAAUUACGAUCCUGGCAGUCCUAUAGUUGAACACGAAAUCCCAAAGCAUCCCCAAAGACACGUCUACUUAAGACGUCAUGAAAAUGGCGUUGAAACUGGUAAUAAAGAUGAUGUGAAAUUAGACCAACAAGAGGUGCUAAUGAAAGAGGAUCCUGAUGCCUUGCAAACAGAUGAUGUUGAAUAUGACAACGUAGCUGUUGAGCAAAGCAAGUCGAUUGAUGCAAGAUUUGAUGCAAGUUCUGAUGCAAGUUCUGAUGCAGUUGGUGCAAAUAUUAAUCAGAAUGGUGACGCUAAUUCGAAUGAAGAUAUUGAUAAUAUAAGUGAAUUAACCCAUAGCUUAGUGGAUGGCCAAGAAUCCGUAAAUACACUUGAUUACCAAUGCAGUGUGUCUUUGAACGAACCGAAAAAUGCUGUAAUAUCAUCAACUAACAACACCCAAUAUCAGACGCCCGCUGAAACUGUUGUUGAUGUCGGUACAAUCGUAAACGGCAAAGAAUGUACGACUGCUGAGCCAAAUUGUAACAUAAUAUUAAACAGCCCAGACAUUAAUUUAAUUGCAGAGGGGAAUAAGCAACUAGACGAAAGUCAGAAAAAUCUAGACCAGCUUUAUGGAUCUAUUGCAUGACAUGAUACAUCUACAAUAUUGUUUUUUACUUAUAUCUUUAAUAAUGGGAUAUACAUUUUAUUCGCAGAACGUUACGUAUACUUCAUGUACAAAUUCAUACACGUUUCAUAAAUAUAUUAUUGCUCUAUUA
Dendronephthya gigantea is the source of this 2038-nucleotide messenger RNA. Its product is annotated as remodeling and spacing factor 1-like. Lineage: Eukaryota; Metazoa; Cnidaria; Anthozoa; Malacalcyonacea; Nephtheidae. The transcript is spliced from 10 exons. Bases 1 to 1908 code for a protein of 635 amino acids. Gene Ontology annotation, biological process: regulation of DNA-templated transcription. Gene Ontology annotation, cellular component: RSF complex. The record is from RefSeq and is a predicted model, not a curated record.